Aspergillus terreus NIH2624 is the source of this 2658-nucleotide messenger RNA. RefSeq names its product ATP-dependent metallopeptidase FtsH/Yme1/Tma family protein. The transcript has 2 exons. Gene Ontology annotation, molecular function: metalloendopeptidase activity; zinc ion binding; ATP-dependent peptidase activity. Gene Ontology annotation, cellular component: m-AAA complex; membrane. Gene Ontology annotation, biological process: protein-containing complex assembly; mitochondrial protein processing. Lineage: Eukaryota; Fungi; Ascomycota; Eurotiomycetes; Eurotiales; Aspergillaceae. The record is from RefSeq and is a predicted model, not a curated record. Bases 1 to 2658 code for a protein of 885 amino acids.
AUGGCCACCCUACUCCGACGGCCAGGCAACCUUGCUCGAUACUCGAGGAGAGCCGGAGAAUCAAUCUAUCGCGGCGCGCCACUGUCUGCGCACCUCCCGCAGUCGAGACUUUCCUCCCUAAUCACAACGCGCCGCGUCCGGGCCUUUGCUACCCAGUCCCCCCACGACCCGAAACCUCCGAACAAGAAAGAUCAGAACCAGCCGCCGGAUCAAGGCUCUGGCCCGAAGAAUGAUGGCGGCAAACCGGAAGAUGGCGAGAAGCCAGAGGCGGCGCAGUCGAAACUCAGCGCCGAGGAGCAGGAACAGGUGGAUAAGUUCAUCAAGCAUCUGAAAGAGCGGGUACCGGUGUCGCAACACCAGAUGCUGGAUGAUGUGCGCACAAUCAUGAUGAACGAGGGGCUCCCCCCGGAAGUUCGGGACUUUAUCAAACAGCACAUCCAAUCCGGGAGACCCGCCUCCCUGAUGGACUAUGUGAACCUGACCCGCUACAUGUCGAAACACCUGAACGACUACGCCCACAAGCUGAACGAUCUCGAGAUGAAGCGAAAGCAGGACGGCCAGUCGGAGGAUGGCAAAGGACAACAGCAGGGCCAGCAGCAAGGACAACAGCAGCAGGACGGCCAGCAGAAGGGCGGUGACUGGAACAAGCCGCCGAACUUCAAGGUGUUCGAGUUCCGGUUCGACCCCGCCGGGUUCUUGAUCAGCUCGCUGGUCACCUACUACAUCUACCGCAGCUUCUUCCCGGGCGAGUCCAGCAAGGAGAUUACGUGGCAGGAGUUCAGGGCGAACUUCUUCGACAAGGGCCUGGUGGAGAAGUUGACCGUCAUCAACAGCAACCGCGUCCGCGUCGAACUGCACCGUGACGCCCUGGCUCGCGUCUACCCCGACUCGCCCGCCAACCAGCCCAUGUUCCAUUACUACUUUAGCAUCGGAUCCGUGGAGAGCUUUGAGCGUCGACUGGAUGACGCACAGGACGAGCUGAAGAUCCCCAGCUCCGAGCGCAUCCCCGUCGCCUACGUCGAAGAAGUACCCUGGGGCUCCACCCUGCUCUCCUUCGCCCCGACUUUGCUCCUGAUUGGUUCUGUCUUCUGGCUAUCGAGACGUGCUGCUGGCGGUGCAGGUGGUCAGAGUGGAAUCUUUGGUAUCGGCAAGAGUCGCGCCAAGCGUUUCAACCAUGAGACCGACAUCAAGAUCAAGUUCUCCGACGUGGCUGGCAUGGACGAGGCCAAGGUUGAAAUCAUGGAGUUUGUCAGCUUCCUGAAGCACCCGGAGAAGUUCCAGAAGCUGGGUGCGAAGAUUCCUCGCGGUGCCAUUCUUUCCGGUCCUCCUGGUACUGGUAAGACGCUGCUGGCCAAGGCAACCGCUGGUGAAUCUGGCGUGCCGUUCUUCAGCGUCAGUGGUUCGGAAUUCGUCGAAAUGUUCGUCGGUGUUGGUCCCUCCCGUGUGCGUGAUCUGUUCGCCAACGCCCGCAAGAACACGCCUUGUAUCAUCUUCAUUGACGAAAUCGACGCCAUCGGUAAAUCCAGAGCGAAGCAGAGCUUUGGCGGCGGCAACGACGAGCGUGAGAGCACGCUCAAUCAGAUCCUGACGGAAAUGGACGGCUUCAACACUUCCGAGCAGGUGGUCGUCCUGGCCGGUACGAACAGACCCGACGUUCUUGACAAAGCCCUGAUGCGCCCGGGACGUUUUGAUCGACACAUCGCCAUUGACCGGCCUACGAUGGACGGCCGCAAGCAGAUCUUCCGCGUUCACCUGAAGAAGAUUGUCACCAAGGAGGACAUGGAAUACCUUACCGGCCGUCUCGCUGCUCUGACCCCUGGUUUCGCUGGUGCUGACAUCGCAAACUGCGUGAAUGAGGCCGCACUAGUUGCCGCUCGUGAGAACGCCGAAACCGUCACUAUGAAGCAUUUCGAACAGGCUAUCGAGCGUGUCAUCGGUGGUCUGGAGAAGAAAUCCCUCGUGCUCUCGCCCGAGGAGAAGCGCACCGUCGCCUACCACGAGGCCGGACACGCCAUCUGUGGCUGGUACUUCCGCUGGGCUGACCCGCUACUGAAGGUGUCCAUCAUCCCCCGCGGCCAAGGCGCCCUGGGCUAUGCACAGUAUCUGCCCGCGGGUGGCGACACGUACCUGAUGAACGUGAACCAGCUGAUGGACCGGAUGGCCAUGACGCUGGGCGGCCGUGUCAGCGAGGAGCUCCAUUUUGACACCGUCACCAGCGGCGCCAGCGACGACUUCAACAAGGUCACGCGCAUGGCCACCGCCAUGGUGACCAAGUUCGGCAUGUCCCCCAAGCUGCGGUACAUCUACUACGAAGAAGACCCGCAGCAGCAACUGCACAAGCCCUUCUCCGAGGACACCGCCCGCGACAUCGACUCCGAGGUCCGCCGCAUCGUCGACGAGGCCUACAAACAGUGCCACACGCUGCUCACGGAGAAGAAGAAGGAAGUCGGCAUCGUCGCCGAGGAGCUCCUGGCCAAGGAGGUGCUCAGCCGCGACGACAUGAUCCGUCUCCUCGGUCCCCGGCCGUGGCCCGAGUCCGGCGAGUUCGCCAAGUACUUUGACGGUGGCGCGACGAUCGCGCCCCCGGAACCCACGGAGACCAAGGGUGAAACCGAAGGCAAGGAUGGGAGAGACCAGACGCCCUUCCCGACGACAUAG